Pleuronectes platessa (European plaice) is the source of this 4698-nucleotide messenger RNA. It is a transcript of the gene ddhd2, whose product is annotated as DDHD domain containing 2. The coding region runs from base 223 to 2607 and encodes 794 amino acids. Gene Ontology annotation, molecular function: triacylglycerol lipase activity; protein binding; metal ion binding. The transcript has 19 exons. Lineage: Eukaryota; Metazoa; Chordata; Actinopteri; Pleuronectiformes; Pleuronectidae. The record is from RefSeq and is a predicted model, not a curated record. Gene Ontology annotation, cellular component: COPII-coated ER to Golgi transport vesicle.
CUUUAUUUUGCUCAGCGGGCUCAACAUUCGUGAGCGACACUCCCGUGAUGGCCAUAUUUCCGAGAGCACUGGAAGCAGGCGUCGUUUGACAGGAGGCUGUCCUUGGUAGCAGAGCUAGCUACUGGGAGCUAAACAACGAAAACAACUCCGCUCCAACAAACCUGCUGCACGGAUGUGAAGUGAUCGGUCAGAGCUGAGGGUUUGGGUAAAGUCUUGGACUAAAUGUCCUCCAGUCCCGGUGAAGAGGGGCGUCUUCCUGAGGCUGCCCCAAACAGCCACACCCCAGACCGGUUUGACAGCCCCGCUCAAACUGAGGCUACAGGGAACACACCUGAGGAUCAGUCGCCUAUGUUGGACAAGGCCUCUCCUUCUUCCACUACCUCCUAUGAGAUUCUCAACAUGGAGACAGUCCCAGCUCCUUACAGAGAAGUGCAGCCUCACUGGUUCUUCUGUCGACGGGCUAAUGACAACACCUCCUGGCUUCCUUUCAGCAGAGAAGACUCUGACAAACUAGAGAGGGCCUGCAACUCUGCAGAUGAGGGGGAGGUGGUGGUGGCUGUGGACGGAGAGCGGUAUGAUGUGCACGUCAAGGAGAGGAAACGCUACGCUGUGUACUGGGAGCAAGGUCCCACUGAAGUCCGCCGCUGUACCUGGUUCUACAAAGGAGAUAAAGACAUCAUGUUCAUGCCUUACUCUGAGGUCCUCAGCCGAAGCCUGGAGGAGUCUUAUAUGAUAGCAGUGACCUUGGACGAAUGGAAGACGAAACUGGACUUUCCCACUGGAGAGACUGUUAUCUUACACAAUCCCAAACAUAUAAUGCAAUAUCAGCCAAUUGGAAUGCAAGAUGAGUGGAUGACCUCCCCCUCAGAGCAGGCCAGACCACGAACAGUCAAGAGGGGGGUAGACAACAUCCCUGUAGAGAUACCUGAAGGUGAAACAGAAAAGGUGGACCACCUUGUUUUUAUGGUGCAUGGCAUAGGUCCCGCGUGUGACUUGCGCUUCAGAUCCAUCAUACAGUGUGUAAGUGACUUCAGGAGUGCCUCCCUGUCCCUCCUGGCCUCUCAUUACAAACGGGCUCAGCAAGAUUGCCAGGUGAACAGAGUUGAGUUCCUCCCAGUCAACUGGCACAGCGCUUUACACGGGGAUGCAACUGGUGUGGAUGAGGACAUCCAGAGGAUCACUCUUCCCAGUAUCAGCAGACUGAGACAUUUCACCAACGACACUUUGCUGGACCUGUUUUUCUAUAACAGCCCCACCUACUGCCAGACCAUAGUGGACACAGUAGCCUCAGAGAUCAACAGGCUACACACGCUUUUUAAACAGCGACACCCAGAAUUCAGCGGGGCAGUUUCAGUAGUGGGCCAUAGUCUGGGUUCACUGAUCCUGUUUGACCUGCUAACCAACCAGAGGACUAGAUCAGGGUCCAGAGAGGGGGUGCCUUCCGGUGAGACGUGUCAUUUGAAUUGUGACACAUUGGAGCAGACUCUGACCAGACUGGGCCUCCAGCAAUACCUGGAUACACUGCAGGCUGAAAACCUUGACCUGGAAUCACUGUCUCUUUGCAAUGACAGUGAUCUCAAAGUGUUAGGAAUUCCUCUUGGACCACGAAAGAAGAUCCUGAAGUACGCCAAAAGAAAAUGGCUUCCAGAGGGUGGUAGGUCAGGGACUGUGCUUCUGCCACCCGGGUUGGAAUGUCCACCCCAAGUGACCAAUGAUCAGGAUGGUAAUCAGUCAUCCGGUGUGACGCCGCAGCAGACCCAGUUUCAUAGGGCGCAGUCUGUCACCAGCGCCGUGGACUAUGAAUACUUUGACGUGGGAAUCGGACAGGUAUCUAUUGAAUACCCACAGCUAGCGUUCCGCCCUCAGACAUUUUUUGCAUUCGGCUCUCCCAUUGGGAUGUUCCUCACUGUGCGUGGACUGAAACGCAUCGACCCAAACUACACCUUCCCCACCUGCAAGAGCUUUUACAACAUCUACCACCCGUAUGACCCCGUGGCCUAUCGGAUAGAGCCCAUGAUUGUUUCAGAGGUGGAUCUGGAGCCCAUGCUAAUCCCUCACCAUAAAGGCCGCAAGAGGAUGCACCUGGAACUUAAGGACAGCUUGACCCGAAUGAGUAUGGAUUUGAAGAACAAUGUCUUGGGAUCAUUACGGACCGCAUGGCAGUCUUUUGCCAGACUCCCUUCUGCCGCAGCACUGCCCCCGGUGGAGGAAGGGGAAACUACAAUAGAGAGGAACCUUGAGGAGACACAAGCCUCAGCGGCAGUUACUGCUUCUUCUGAGAGUGAAGAGAAAAGUGCUGAUUUUUGGACUAUAAUACUGGAGUGGCCCAGGGCCCUUCAUAUGCAUUACUUCCAAGGAGUGUGUGAGGAAGCAGAGUCCUCAGUGUCAGCAGAGCAGGCAGAGCAGCCCGAGAUAAACGUGGGGAGGUUGAAUGGAGGACGAAGGAUUGACUAUGUGCUUCAGGAGAAACCCAUUGAGAGCUUUAACGAAUACCUGUUUGCCAUCCAGUCACAUCUGUGUUACUGGGAAUCGGAGGACACAGCUCUCCUCCUGCUGAAGGAGAUCUAUGACAAGCAGGGUGUGGCCUUUGAACAGCCUCAACAGUAAUACAAGUUUUUACGAAUGUGAUCUGAUGAGACAAGAGAGAAACGGAAGGACAAUUGACCGAGCCAGCGGCUGCACAACCCUCCUCCAGAAUGCCUUACCGCCUGGUUUUUACCUGACUCCACCAACAGUGGAGACUGCUCAGCUGUGCUCAGGAGAUUGUGUCCCAGACAUGUCAGUCAACCUUCAGCUGAGGUAGAGAUGGCCUCUUGGCGUAGAUGAAAGUCUCUCUGCAGGAUUGGGUUUCAAAUCCAUCCUCACAACACAACUGAUAGCACUUUUCUUUUUUUUAAAUUAAAGUCAUUGUUUAUUUUAUGUUACUUUGCACUUUCAUAUUGUAACAAUUAUUGAUAAAUCAUACUUACAGCUGCAGCUCCAUAAUAUUGAAAAUAUAAUUGCUCAAAAUAUCACACAGUACACGUUCAUGAAAGGGAAAACACACGUCAGACUGGAAUCGUUCUCGGCUAGCAUACAGUGUAUAUAUAUGUAUAUAUAUAUAUAUAUGUGUGGUAGUUGACAAAAAUAUAUGUAUAAAAAAAUCUCUUAAUAAAGUUAAAAUAGUAAAUCAUAUAAAAUUUGAUAUAUUUGGUAACCUCAUUGUACAGCCUCCAAAACUGAAAUAAAGAAGUGUACAAAUAUAAUUAUGAUAAUUAUAAUUCCCUUUAUGUGUGUUUUAACUGGGCUUCUCUGUCUGACAUUUUAAACCUUAAACUCCUGAAAAAAGGAUAUAUUAGAGCACUGGGUAUAACAAAACUCAGUCAGGUGGUUUCAUUUGAUCCACUACGAUAUUUUAAGUUUCUAAUUGGUAAAAUUCGUAUUCAAAUGUUGUCUGUUACGUGUUUGCUGGCAGCUCCUUUUUCAUCUAACAGAUGAAGUCGUGCACCGACUAAAUGGAAGUGAAGUUAAUCUUGCCUUCUCAUACUAUCUGUUUCAUUUAAAAUAUGAAUUUGAGAUCAUUCACAUAUACUUCAGUGGAGAGAAGUCACCCUAAUGAAGAAUUGUAUCAGAAAUGAAUUACAGAAAUGCCAGUGCUUUAAAGGACAAGCUGGCUAUCUUUACAUUGUGUAUGUAUCUGUAGUGGGUAAGCUAUUUAAUUGCAGUGUGCAAUAUAUACAAAAAGGCCAGUCCCACAUUCUCUCCUCCAGGUCUUUGCCAUUCCUCUUGUAUCAUUCUUUGCUGUCUGCUCCGCCGCAGUUGACUCAAAGAGUAUCUUGCUGUAAGGCUGUAAAAAACAGAAUGGGACCUGACACACUUCUGCAAAACAUAAGGGACAAAUCCCACAUGUCACUCCUCAUCUGUUCCUUUGUAUAAAGGGUUGUAUAAUCAUCACCUCUAACACUAUUGCAUGCACUUUGUUUUGUUAUGAAAGAGCAGAGGUUCUCAACGUUUACUGGUCCUGACUAAAAUUUUGCUCCAAGUAUUAACAUGAUUUUUAUGGGCCCAGCAAUAAGAGAAUUUUCAAAUUGAAAUCUUUUGAUUUGAUUUGAAAAGCAUCAUAAAUGGAUUUCAAUAGUGUGUUCCAAAGGUAAUAUUACUUUUUUUAUUGAAUAUAUAUAUUUUAAAAUACCAGUAUAUCACUGUUAGAAAUAUCUCAGAUCUGCAAUUGCUCACAAAGCAACAUGAAGUCCAGAUUAAAAAGUUGAGAAACCCUCUCUUUGUUAGAGUGGUUUGACUUUAUGAACUCCUAUGUUAUGCAUUGUCUGGGCAACACUGCCCCCACCACCAAAGCUCGGAAUGAUCUGUAUCUCAGCCCACUGGGUGUCGCAUAUGCACAAUUUACAUGAUAACCAAAUGGGGUUGUUCAUUUCACUUCUUGCACUGAACACUAAGUUAUAAUGAUGGACUGAUUUCCUUAGACUUUACCUAUGUCUUUGUUUCUGGAAAUUCUAGUAUCUAAUCAGUAAAACAGGACUUAAUGGAUCAUGGUUUCUCUUCCUUAACAUGAAUACUGUUUUUGGAUUUGAUACUAAUAUCUUGAUACAUGUGCAAAAAAAGGGUGUGUCCUCCUCUGACACGUUUUGUCCAGCUAUUCUGUUAUUGACAGAAAAGCUCUAUGGAUGGUUAUGUGUGCCAUAAUAAAACCUCACAAAUGCC